Microdochium trichocladiopsis is the source of this 3845-nucleotide messenger RNA. RefSeq names its product acyl transferase/acyl hydrolase/lysophospholipase. Gene Ontology annotation, biological process: lipid metabolic process. Gene Ontology annotation, molecular function: ADP binding; protein binding. NCBI's taxonomy places the organism in Eukaryota, Fungi, Ascomycota, Sordariomycetes, Xylariales, Microdochiaceae. The transcript is spliced from 5 exons. The coding region runs from base 470 to 3604 and encodes 1044 amino acids. The record is from RefSeq and is a predicted model, not a curated record.
CUUAGUGUUGAUAGAUCCUGCCAUGAAAGAGGCGCUCGGCGAGUUUUAAGCCUUGCGAUGUUGAGCCAACUUCUUCAAAACACUGGCUGCGCAAUGCAACGGUUCCUUCCUGGAGAGCUCUUUCUCCGAUCAUGCAAGCAAAAGGCAAGGAUGACCGAAACGACGAUGGCAUGAAUACCCCGCUGCAGCCCUGGUGAUGAUUGGGUGUAUCCUGCGUAGUGGCCCGUGCAGACUGGUGUGGCAAUGGCUUGCAGCAUGAAGCUGACAGCCGAGAGCCGAAGGCUGAAAGUUGAGGAGCGACCGGUGAGGAGGCCUACCACGUCUGGAUGAAGAUAUCAUUGCAGGCGCCCCUGCCAUGGCUCUCUCCGAUCUCGUCUGUCGUCAACCCGAUGUGAUGACAAGUCUCAAUCGAACCCUCCACACAGAUCACAGAUAGUAGCCCGGAAAAGUCCGACAGAUAGACAUCACGAUGGCGUGCCCCCCGCCAUUGCGAGUCCUCUCUCUUGAUGGCGGAGGGAUCCGCGGGAUAUCGAGCCUCCUCAUUCUGGAGAAUAUCAUGGAGCAAAUCCGCGAUGCCGAGCGACUCGACCACGUCCCGCGGCCAUGCGAUCGGUUCGACCUUAUUGGUGGUACAAGCACAGGAGGGAUCAUUGCGAUCAUGCUCGGACGGCUGGGGAUGACGGUCGAUGAGUGCAUUCGAGCAUACAGGAGUGUGGCCAGACAGGCCUUCACCCCUAAGACGAAGACCAUCUUGCAAAAACCACGAUCCGGUGCCUUCUCCGCCACCGCUCUUGAGGCAGCUAUCAAGCAGACGGUCAGGGAGUUCUGUGUGGAGUCGGAGUGUGUUGAACGCCGACGACAAGGCCAGACGACCAUGGGGACAUGCCCACACGGGGACGCCUUGUUCCGCAGCAAGUCGUGUACAAAGACCACUGUACUAGCCAUUACGAAGGACAACGUUGAUGCUCCGCCGACUCUUUUCAAGACAUAUGACACAUCUACCGCUCUGGAUGGCUGCACCAUCUGGCAGGUGGCGCGGGCCACGUCGGCUGCUACGACCUUCUUCAAGCCCAUCAAGGUGGGCCGGGAUGAGAUCGAGUUUAUCGACGCCGGAUUCGGAUAUAACAACCCUUGCGAAUUACUCAUCGGUGAAGCCCAGCGACAGUUUCCCGAUCAUGGGCAGAUGCAAGUCCUCAGUAUCGGCACCGGCCUUGGGGAUGUUGUCGAGAUUAGCAGUUCGUGGACUUCCAUUAUCAAGGCACUCAAGCAGAUGGCAACAUCGUCCGAGAGGGUAGCGACGGAACUGCACGACCGGUACAGAGGUAGCGGCUGUUAUUAUAGGUUCAAUGUCGAACAAGGUCUGAGGGACGUCACGCUGUCCGAUUGGGAGAAGUCCAGCACGAUUUCAGCUCACACCCUCAACUAUCUGAAGAAAAGGAUUGGGGAGAUUAACACCUUUGUGGACAGCUUUGUUGCAAUCGACCAGGGCGGGAACAUAAGGAGUAGCCAGGAAUUGACUUCGAAUGCGACUGGAGCCGGAACACAGACGCAGCGCAUGCCUGCCGAACUUGGCGAAUCGAACCCUCAUCAUUACAUUCCCUUGGACAACAAUGAACUCUUCGUCGGGCGAGAAAACCACCUGAAUCAGCUCAAGACGUUAUUUGACCGAAGAAAACGAAAAAUUGCACUCGUGGGACUAGGAGGCGUGGGCAAGACGCAAGUGGCUUUGCAGCUUGCAUACUGGGUGAAGGAAUGCCGCAAAGAGCACUCCGUUUUCUGGCUUCCGGCACUAAGUGACGGAAGCUUCGAGCAGGCGUGCGUCGAGAUUGCAAGCACAUUCGCGAUACCCACGGCUGCAGACGACAACGACGCAAGAAAAGCAUUGCAGCGGUACCUGAGCUCAGAUGCUGCUGGCAAGUGGCUACUUGUUGUGGACAAUGCCGAUGAUACGAGGCUGCUCUUCGGAGCACCUGAUGCACCCGGCGGCAUCCACCUGUAUCUUCCCAAAAGGGGGGAUGGCGUGACGUUGUUCACGACUCGCUCGAAUGAGGUGGCGGUCUCUGUUGGAAGAAACGACGUGGUUGAGUUGGGCGAGAUGGCUCCGAAAGAGGCGAAUUUUUUCCUAACCAAGUCCGUGGUCCAGCAGAACCUACUCUGCGAUGAGGUAGCGACGGUAAAGCUGCUGAAGAAGCUGACAUACCUCCCGUUGGCGAUUACACAGGCUGCGGCAUAUCUAAGCGUCAAAAGGAUGCCCGCCGCGGAGUAUCUGGAGCUAUUGAGUGCUACGGAGGCAGACGCCAUUGGACUGAUGAGCGAGGGGUUCAGGGACGACACUCGAUAUGAAGGUUCACAGAACACGAUAGCAACGACGUGGCUUGUGUCCUUUGACCAAAUUCGCAACACAGACCCCGCGGCGGCCAAGCUGCUGAGUUUCCUGUCAUGCAUAGAGGCAAAAGGCAUUCCCCAGUCGCUCCUGCCCCAGCUCGGAUCAGCACAGCAGUUGGCGAGUGCGAUUGGUACACUCUGUGCGUAUGCAUUCCUUGUCCGACGCAAUGUCAGCAAGGUGUUUGACAUGCACAGACUAGUGCAGCUGGCAGCCCGAAAUCAGCUGCGUCAGGCGGGCCAUGAGAUACAGGAGAUGAGGGAGGCAGUCCGACAUAUCCGGGAGGUGUUUCCCGACGACGACUAUGAGAACCGAGACGAAUGGAGGGAGUAUCUCCCACAUGCUUUCCGAGUACUUAGCAAAGAUACCGGGGUUGAUUCCGAGGAAAGAAACAACCUAAGUUUUUGGGUUGGACGAUGUUUGCGAGUCGAUGGACGAAGCAAGGAAGCGGUCUUCCAUCUAGAAGAGACGUGUCGGUGGAGGGAUAGUCGGUACCCUGAAGAGCACCCCGAUCGACUAGCAUCACAACAUGCUCUCGCCGUAGCAUAUGAAGCAGACGGCCAGGUCAAGAAGGCGGUCGAGCUGCUCGAGCAUGUAGUUACGGUACAAGAGAGGACGCUCGCGGAAGACCACCCGUCUCAACUAGCAUCACAGCAUACUCUCGCCGUAGCAUAUGAAGCAGACGGUCAGGUGAAGAAGGCGGUCGAGUUUCUCGAGCAGGUAGUUGCGGUACGACGGAGGACGCUCGCGGAAGACCACCCGUCUCGACUAGCAUCACAGCAUGCUCUCGCUAUAGCACACCAAGCAGACGGCCAGGUCAAGAAGGCGGUCGAGCUUCUCGAGCAGGUAGUUGCGGUAAAAGGGAAGAUGCUCGCGGAAGACCACCCGUCUCGACUAGCAUCACAGCAUACUCUCGCUUUGGCAUAUGAAGCAGACGGCCAGGUCAAGAAGGCGGUCGAGCUACUCGAGCAGGUAGUUGCGGUACGACGGAGGACGCUCGCGGAAGACCACCCGUCUCGACUAGCAUCACAGCAUACUCUCGCUUUGGCAUAUGAAGCAGACGGCCAGGUCAAGAAGGCGGUCGAGCUACUCGAGCAUGUAGUUACGGUGGAAGGGAGGACGCUCGCGGAAGACCACCCGUCUCGACUAGCGUCACAACACGCGCUUGCGUUAUUGAAACACGAUAUUGCGCUUGAAGGAGACGACGCAGACGGACGAUGAUGGGUCUCGCUUGUCGUCCAGCCUUCCCACGUAUGCAUUUUGUUUCAUGCGUUUGAACCGCGGGUGGCUGGAGCCAAUGAUCGGGUUGGACUUUAGAGGAGAAAGUCUAGUUUCACUCCUGCCCCUAAUAAGCAGCUACAAGCACAAAAUUGGGUAGUUCCAGUCACGGCCGGCUAGGUCAGCGGGAGAAGCCUCGUCUAUAAGGGCAACAAUGGAGAAGAAGAACAAUCUAACGAAGGAA